Messenger RNA from Tinamus guttatus (white-throated tinamou), 469 nucleotides. The record is from RefSeq and is a predicted model, not a curated record. NCBI's taxonomy places the organism in Eukaryota, Metazoa, Chordata, Aves, Tinamiformes, Tinamidae.
GAAAAGAGUCCUGUGUGCCACCCAAGAUUCUAGACAGUAAAGUGGAGGAGAGUUCCGAAGUACCUAUUCCAGAAGACACAUCGUCAUCUCCAACAGAUAUCCAACAGCAGUUAUGGCAGGUUUCCACAGAUAUUGAGAACACUGACAGAGAUAUGAGAGAAAUGAAAAACCUUUUAAGCAAACUCAGGGAAACUAUGCCUUUACCACUGAAAAAUCAAGAUGAUAGCAGCCUCCUAAACCUGACUCCCUACCCAUUAGUAAGAAGACGAAAGCGAAGAUUCUUUGGACUGUGUUGUCUUGUCUCCAGUUAGAUUAUGUACAGGAAUGACAAGAAAAUCAUAACUUUGAGUAAAACACUAUCAUUUGAGCACUGCAAGAUGAACAUUACUACUAUUGGUUAUAAAAUAUAUUUUCUACACUAGCCUGUUCCUUUUUCUCUUCUGCUCCAUACCCCUUUUCAAAGUAAAGA